AUGGCACUUCGUCCUUCCUCUGCUCCACAGCGCGUCCCUCUGCCGUCUCCUCCUGCGUCCUCUCUACACCCUGAGUCUGACCGUGUUCUUGCUGCCAGCCCUACUGUCACCCGUCUCCUGGCUACUGUUGUCACUAACCUAUCGUUUGAGUCUACUGCUGCAUCUGCCUUAGUUGCUGAGCUUGUGGACUUUGCUGCUGUGUGUCGUCUAGACUACGCCGCCAGUCUUGUUGCUGAGUCUGAGUCUGUCUGUCCUCUGUCCGUCGGGGGUGAGAGUGCUCUUGGCACGGACGUCCUUGAGGACAAGCAGGAGGACUUUGAGUGUCUUGCGGCUGCUGUACCUCAUCUCGUGGCUUGUCUGCUUGCACUUGAGGGAGACCCGGAUGCACUGGACAUCCCGACCCUGCGCUCUUACGCAGAGGCGAUUACGGGUCCCUACUCCUCUCAGUGGUAG
This is a messenger RNA of Closterium sp. Yama58-4, 453 nucleotides long. The record is from the annotation of a GenBank genome assembly. Lineage: Eukaryota; Viridiplantae; Streptophyta; Zygnematophyceae; Desmidiales; Closteriaceae.